This is a messenger RNA of Dreissena polymorpha, 2148 nucleotides long. RefSeq lists its product as uncharacterized. Gene Ontology annotation, biological process: DNA integration. The record is from RefSeq and is a predicted model, not a curated record. Lineage: Eukaryota; Metazoa; Mollusca; Bivalvia; Myida; Dreissenidae. The transcript has 2 exons. The coding region runs from base 1 to 2148 and encodes 715 amino acids. Gene Ontology annotation, molecular function: nucleic acid binding.
AUGGCCGUGGUACGAAAAUCUUCAGGGAGCCUGCGUAUCUGCUUAGACCACCAACCUCUAAACAAAGUGCUGAAAAGACAGCGGUACAGAUUUACCACAUUUGAUGAUGUCUUGCCAAAUCUCAACCAGGCAAAGUUGUUCACCAAAAUGGAUGUCAAAGAAGCAUUCUGGCAUGUGCAAUUAGAUGAAGAGUCGAGCAAGCUCACAACGAUGAUAACCCCUUUUGGACGAUUCCGAUGGUCAAGAUUACCAUUUGGGCUAUGUGUAUCAAGUGAGAUCUUUGCAAGAAAGCUAAACGAAGCUUUGAAUGGUCUCGAAGGCAUUUUUGUGAUCGCAGAUGAUAUCAUCGUCGUUGGCUGCGGUGAAACAGAACAAUCCGCAAAGUCGGACAAUGACCGCAAACUGAAAUCACUUGCAAAACGAUGCUCAAAACAGAACAUUAUUCUGAAUGAAGAAAAGACAAAGGUCGGAAAAGAAGUGAUCUUUCAUGGACACAGAAUAACAGACAAAGGUGUUUUGCCCGAUAAGAACAAAGUGAAAGCCAUCCAAAACAUGCCGAAGCCGAAAAAUGUUACAGAGGUUCGACAACUCUGCGGACUAGUGCAAUACAUGAGCAAAUUUCUACCUGAUCUUGCGUCGACCAUGGAGCCCAUUCGUCAACUAACGCGUAAAGAUGUCAAGUGGGAAUGGACAAAUGAGUGCGACGAAAGUUUAGAAAAAGUGAAAGCACAAAUCACAAGCGCCCCAGUUUUGGCGUACUUUGAUCCUGAAAAAGUCGUGCUGCAAGUGGACUCAUCGCAACACGGACUGGAUGCAAGAAUUCUGGAAAUCAGACGCGCAACAGAAGAAGAUUCGUCAAUGCAAGAGCUUCAGCACUUAAUAAUCACUGGAUGGCCGAAAAAAAGUGACAUUAGUGCUGAACUCGGACAAUAUCACCCUCUCAGAGAUACUCUCAGUGUGCAAGAUGGAGUGAUCUUCAAAGGUGAAGCAAUAGUUAUUCCAAAAAGCCUGAGAAAAGAAAUGCUGCGAAGACUGCACAAAGCACAUCUAGGUUAUGAUAGUAUGGACAGAAGAGCCCGCGGAACGAUCUUCUGGCCGGGUAUGAGAGCAGAACUGCAAGAGUUCACGAAACAAUGUGUACAGUGUGAGAACAGAAAACCUCCCCCUCAACAGGAAAAGUUGAAACAACAUAGUGAUGGACUACGACCUUGGGACAAGGUCGGAUCGGACUUGUUCAAAAUACAGAACAGGUUAUUUCUCGUCGUCGUAGACUACCACUCAAGCUUCAUCGAAGUGGAUUUACUGACAGUGGCAACCAGUCAGCAAGUGAUUGACAAAAUGAAGAAACACUUUGCUAGAUUCGGAAUUCCCAGAGAACUGAUAACUGACGGUGGACCCCAGUAUAUGUCCACAGAAGUCCGUAACUUUACACAGAAGUGGGGUAUAAAGCAUCACAUCACGUCGCCCCACCACUCAGCAUCAAAUGGUAAAGCUGAGAGUGCUGUGAAAGCCAUGAAGACACUGAUCAUCAAGUGCCACGAGUCGCGUACGGACCCGAUGGAGGCGAUCCUGGAACAACGAAACACAUCUCGUGCCGACACCAAGAGGAGUCCAGCUGAGAUGAUGAUGAAUCGAAAGCUUCGCACCAUGGUACCUUCGCGCGUGAAAGCAGAGCCACGUUGUGAAUCGCGAGGGAAUCGUAAGAAAUCGGUGAAAAAAUGGUUCGAUCAAAAAGCGCACGAUCAACCAAAAGUAAAAAUCGGUCAAUCAGUGUAUUUCCAUAAGCAGAGCAAAAAGCCCUGGCAGAAAGGCAUAGUUGAAAAUAUCAAUGGUGAUCGAUAUAUUGUGCGUAGUGAAGAAAGUGGGCUAUAUGCCAGAAAUCGUGUUCAUAUCCGUCCGACAAAAGUCGAAGUGCAGAUUCGCGAGCAAUCUCCGCCUCGUUAUAAAAAUAUGAAUUCUGAAACUCGUAAUCAAAGCGCGCCAAAGACGCAUGAAACUACUCGUAUGACUGCAACAUCUUCAACAGGCAACACGACAGCAGCCUCUGAAUCAGAACCAACAGCAGCUUCAGAAUCCGGCCCGAGCAGAUACAACCUAAGGCCCCGCGGAAACAUUCAAAGACCCCAGUGUCUUAAGGGUUUUGUGUGA